GGAGAGGGAUUCUCGCCUCUCUCUCUCCCCCUGUCUCUCUCUCUCUCUCUCUCUCCCUUCCUCUCUCUCUCUUUCUCCUUCGCUCCUUGCUCCCUCCCCCUCGCCCCGUUGUGGUCUCGCGCUGGCUGCCUGCCGGAGCUCUUGUCAGUUAGUAACAAAAUGGCUGCGGUGGCAGCAGCUCUGCUCCUGAAGCGGAGGACACAAGCGGCGGAGGCGACGGCGGCUGUUGCUGCUGCUGCUGCUACUACUACUGCAAGGAGGAGUGGAGGGCCGGGUCGGCGGCAUCACUGAACCCAGCGGCGUUGCUUGUCCUGCCAGCGGCCCAACCCCUUUUCCCUUACAAGCGAAAAGCUCGGUCCGAGAAGCCGUCCCUGCGGCUGCUGCCUCCAUAAAUCCCUCUGGUUCCCCCAGAGAAUCUCUCGUCAAUCGCUGGGGAGGGACAGGAGAGCGGCUGCUGCUGCUGCUGCUGUGGAUUCUGCUCUUUGACUGGGUGGAUCCCGCGGGGGAGAGGAAACGACUGACGGACCUCCUUGCGAGAAACUCAGUUGCGGGAUCGCCCCGGGUUUUGCGGAUCCUGUCUUUGUGAGAAAGAGACUGGAUUUUGCCUUCUUCUCUGGAUCCACCUAUGUUUGGCUUGUCUGGGUGGAUCCGUAUGAAAGACAGUGGUGGGCUCCCUACUCACCACGAAGCCUAUUUUCUGGAUCCUUUUUAGGAUUCCGGUACAUGAGAGAGACUGCUGGAGCUCCUUUCCUUGGAUCCACGUAUGAAAAGCACUGCUGGUGGAUUUCCCUGGCAUUUGUGGAUCCUUGCCUGGAUUCUUCUCUCCCUUGGAUCUUCCUGAAAGAAACUGUUAAGACCUUUUUUUUUCUGCUUGUGUUCUACGUCUCGCUUUCCUUUAAAAAAAAAAAAAGACUUAACUGGGUACUUGGAUCUCUGUCUCAGAGUCUUCUGGCUGUUUUUUGUUUUUCUGACCUUUAAACUUUUGAAUGGGUUCGAUAUUAUCCAUUUUAAUUUGCACUUUUGAAAACAAAAUAUUCAAAUGCUCCUCCGUGUAAACUGAGAAUCUACCAACACCUUUUUAAAAGCCGUAUCCUGAACAACUACAAAGCAUACAGAUUUCACGCUCAUCCUGACGGUAUAUUUUUGCUGCAACUAUCUAUGUUUAAUUUUAAAAACAAAAUUCUCUGUGCAGAAUUUAACUGAGAACUCAUAAUUGUGAGUUUUGCUUCAUUGAAGAAAAGAAUAAUUCUUGUUUUGGAAUUGGACCUGCUUCUGCUGCACUUAUCUUCUGGGCUGGAAAUAAAACUGGAGCAUACAGCUCUUUUACUGUUGGUUUCUUGUCUGAUUUUCCCAACCCCCUUCCUCCUCUUUUGUGGCAGAAUAUUUUUGGUGGUUUUUGUUUUUCGUUUUAAUUUGGAACAAGCAUAGAUAUUGAAAAAAAAAAAAACCCUGACUUUGGCCGUGAGAGAUUUUUUUCAUAUUCAACGUGAAAAAUACGGGUAUUUUUUUGUAAGAAAAAGCAUUAAAAGAAAGGAGCACGGUAGUGAAACUCCCAGGCGCCGGACAAAAUAUUCAUUUGUUCUUUUUCAAGGAGACCGAGUCGAAAGCUGCCAAAGAGCCCCAGAAGGAAACGAAGCAAGGGAAAAAGAACAAACACAAGAAGAGGAACAUUUGAUGGAAGAAAAGAAAAAGAAAAAGCAGGAAGAAAAGAAAAAGAAGGAAGGUGCUCAGAAAAAGGCUGCUGAACAAAAAACCAAAGUGCCAGAACCUAUUAAGACCAGUUUAAGCCAGCCCCAACCUGCCGGUACCAGUACCAGUACUUCCACCAGCACUAUUACCAACAAUAAUAAUGGCAAGCGUGCAUCUGCCAAUGGGCAGCAGCCAGCUGCAUCCCGAUACCUGCCUCGUGAGGUGCCUCCACGCUUCCGCCAACAAGAACAGAAGCAGCUCUUAAAAAGAGGCCAGCCUCUGCCUGCUGGAACUCUGAUCAGCACAAGCCCAGCGCAAGGUACUGGACAAGUAGGAACAAGUCCUCCUCCACAACCAGGAGUAGGGGGACAUCACCACUCCAGUAAGACUCAGAUCCCCACAGACCUUGGCCACAGUGGAUUGGGAGACAACUAUGAGAAUACUCACUGGGGACAGCAGCCCACUUUCCGAAGUGAAGCCAGUUGCGGCUGGGAUAAAGUGAUAAUAGACAGGACUGACAAGGAAGCGUGGCCUUCCAUUACAGGAACUGAGACUGAGUCUGCCUCAGAAUGUACUACAGACACUGACUCUGCCUCCAACUGUGGCUCUGAGAAUAGUAGCAUGGCUACAGGGAGUGCCCAAGGCAACUUCACUGGACAUACAAAGAAACCCAAUGGCAAUAAUGGCACCAAUGGAGCACUCAUCCAAAGCACUUCUAACCAGAGUGCCCUUGGAGCUGGGGGAGCAAAUGGUAAUGGAAACUCGACCAGAGUGUGGGGUGUUGCCACCAAUUCUAACUCUGGCUUAGCUCACUGCUCUGCCAGUGGUGGGGAUGGAAAGAUGGACAACAUGAUUGGAGAUGGUAGAAGUCAGAAUUGCUGGGGUGCUUCCAACUCAAAUGCUGGCAUUAAUCUUAACCUUAACCCCAAUGCCAAUCCAGCUGCCUGGCCUGUACUUGGACAUGAGGGAACUGUGGGAGCAGGCAACCCUUCCAGUAUUUGCAGUCCAGUCAGUGCCAUAGGUCAGAACAUGGGCAACCAGAAUGGAAACCCAGCAGGCACCUUAGGUGCUUGGGGAAACUUGUUGCCACAAGAGAGCACAGAACCACAAACGUCCACUUCUCAGAAUGUGUCUUUCAGCGUACAACCUCAGAACCUUAACACUGAUGGACCAAAUAACACUAACCCCAUGAACUCUUCACCAAACCCUAUCAAUGCAAUGCAGACAAAUGGACUGCCAAACUGGGGCAUGGCUGUUGGCAUGGGGGCCAUCAUCCCACCCCAUUUGCAAAGCCUUCCUGGUGCUAAUGGGACAUCAGUUUCUCAAGUCAGUGGGGGCAGUGGUGAAGGAAUGGGCAAUUCAGUGUGGGGAAUAUCCCCAAAUAAUCCUGCCACAGGAAACAGCAAUUCUGGGUUCAGUCAGGGGAAUGGAGACACUGUGAACUCAGCAUUAACUGCUAAGCAAAAUGGAUCCAGCAAUGCUGUGCAAAAGGAAGGGAAUGGAACAAGUGCGUGGGAUCCUGCCAGUCCUGGAGUCUUAGCAUGGGGCAGGGGCAAUGGCAACAAUAGCGUUGGUAGCAUGCAUUCUGGUGCUUGGGGACAUUCAAACCGCAGCACUAGCAAUGGUAUUAAUGGUGAAUGGAGCAAACCCCCAAACCAGCAUUCCAGUAAUGACAUCAGUGGAAAAGGAUCAACAGGGUGGGACAGCUCUAGUGUUACCAACCAGAAUCCUGCCAUGCAGCAGGGCAAUGAUCAAAUAAACUCUUGGGCCAAAGCUGCAGCAACAGGCAACACAGGUAGUGAAGGAAGUAAUGAUAGCAAUGGAAGUCAAAAUGAAGGCAGUACUGGAAGAGAAGGCCCUGGAGAGUGUCGAAGAAGAGACAAGGGAAUGAUAGACCAAGGGCAAGUCCAACUGCCAAGGAAUGACCUUGACCCAAGGGUUCUUUCCAACACUGGAUGGGGACAGACGCCUGUAAAACAAAACACUGCCUGGGAAUUUGAAGAAUCUCCAAGGUCUGAGCGAAAGAAUGACAAUGGAACUGAGGCCUGGGGUUGUGCAGCUACUCAGCCUUCAAAUGCAGGGGGCAAGAAUGAUGGGUCCAUCAUGAACAGUACAAAUACCUCUUCAGUAUCUGGGUGGGUCAGCUCUCCACCUGCAUCCGUUCCAACUAAUACAGGUUGGGGUGAUAACAAUAACAAAGCGCCAAACGGCCCUGGGGGAUGGGGAGAGCUAACAAAUUCAACUGUUGUCAAUAAUGCUGCUGCUGCCAAAAGUGGCCACACUUGGAGUGGGGCCACAAAUCAGGAGGACAAGUCGCCUACUUGGGGGGAACCUCAAAAGCCCAAAUCUCAAAACUGGGGAGAUGGACAGAAAUCAAAUCCAGGCUGGACUUCAAGUGGUGGAGAUUGGGUUGAUUCCUCAUCUAUCCCUGGACACUUGGGUGAUGGGAAAAAGAAUGGUUCUGGAUGGGAUGCUGACAACAGAUCAGGGUCUGGUUGGAAUGACACUACACGUUCUGGGACCAGUGGAUGGGGAAAUGGCACAAAUAGCAAAGUUAAUACAGGUACAAGCUGGGGGGAAUCUUUAAAAUCUGGUCCCCAACAAAAUUGGGCUUCUAAAUCCCAGGACAACAAUGUGAGUAAUUGGGGCGGAGCUGCUUCUGUUAAACAGUCUGGAUCAGGAUGGGUUGGUGGACCACUCCCAGCCAAACAGAAAGAUAGCAGCGAAGCAACUGGGUGGGAAGAACCCUCUCCACCCUCCAUUCGGCGCAAGAUGGAGAUAGAUGAUGGUACCUCAGCUUGGGGUGAUCCAAAUUAUAAUAACAACAAGACUGUAAAUAUGUGGGAUAGAAACAAUCCUGUAAUCCAGAGCAGUACCACAGCUACCACCACUACCACCACUAUCAACGCAAACAUGGCUGAACCUCAGCCACCGCACCAGUCAAGUGCCCAGUCAAACCGGUCCCCUCUGCUUGGCCCAGCAGGUUGGGGAGAGAUGCCUGCUGUCCAUGCAAAGCCUGAAGCUUCAUGGGGAGAACCUUCUUCCCCUUCUGCUGCAGUUGAUAAUGGCACUUCAGCCUGGGGGAAGCCCCCUAGCAGUGGUACAGGGUGGGGAGAUAACUCUGCUGAGUCAGCAGGAACAUAUGGAAGAGUGAGCGCACCAGCUGCUGCCCCAGCACUGUGCAAACCAGCUUCUAAAUCUUCUAUGCAAGAAGGCUGGGGCAGUGGUGGAGAUGAAGUAAAUCUCAGUACAAGUCAGUGGGAAGAUGAAGAAGGAGAUAUGUGGAAUAAUACUGCUUCACAAGAGAGCAAUUCCUCUUGUAGCUCCUGGGGGAAUGUCCCAAAGAAAGGACUUCAGAAGGGCAUGAAGACAUCUAGUAAGCAAGAUGAGGCCUGGAUCAUGAAUCGUCUGAUAAAACAACUUACAGACAUGGGCUUCCCAAGAGAGCCAGCAGAAGAGGCCUUAAAGAGUAACAGUAUGAAUCUAGAUCAGGCCAUGAGUGCUCUGCUGGAAAAGAAGGUGGAAAUGGACAAGCGUGGAAUGGGAGUAGCUGACUACAAUGGAAUGGUCACCAAACCCCUUGGCUGCCGCCCACCACCAAUCUCCAAAGAGUCUUCCAUGGACCGCCCCACCUUCCUCGACAAGGAUGGCGGCCUAGUGGAAGAGCCCACUACUUCACCAUUUUUGCCUUCACCAAGCCUGAAGCUCCCCCUUUCAAACAGUGCACUCCCUAAUCAGACCCUGGGUGGGAUUGCCUCAGGGCUGGGCAUGCAAAACUUGAAUUCUUCUAGACAGAUACCGAGUGGCAAUCUAGGUAUGUUUGGCAAUAGCGGAGCAGCACAAGCCAGGACCAUGCAACAGCCGCAGCAACCGCCAGUGCAACCUCUUAACUCAUCCCAGCCUAGUCUUCGUGCUCAAGUGCCUCAGUUUCUCUCCCCUCAGGUUCAAGCACAGCUUUUGCAGUUUGCAGCAAAAAACAUUGGUCUCAAUCCUGCACUAUUAACCUCGCCAAUUAAUCCUCAGCAUAUGACGAUGUUGAACCAGCUCUAUCAGCUGCAGCUGGCAUACCAACGUUUACAAAUCCAGCAGCAGAUGUUACAGGCUCAGCGUAACGUUUCCGGACCCAUCAGACAACAGGAACAGCAAGUUGCACGUACAAUCAAUAACAUGCAGCAGCAAAUUCAGCAGCACCAGCGCCAGCUGGCCCAGGCCCUGCUUAUGAAGCAGCAGCCACCCCCUCCACACCUAUCUUUGCACCCCUCUGCAGGCAAAUCAGCCAUGGAUAACUUUUCACCCCAUCCCCAAGCUCCUGGCCUAUCUGAUCUGCAGACCAAAGAGCAACAGUCUUCACCGAACACCUUUGCUCCUUACCCCCUUGCUGGAUUGAACCCAAACAUGAAUGUAAACAGUAUGGACAUUCCUGGUGGUUUGUCAGUGAAGGAUACUUCUCAGUCCCAGUCUCGCCUUCCUCAGUGGACACACCCCAAUUCAAUGGAUAAUCUUUCCAGUGCUGCUUCUCCACUUGACCAGAACCCUAGCAAGCAUGGUGCUAUCCCUGGAGGUCUGAGUAUUGGCCCUCCAGGAAAGUCCUCCAUUGAUGAUUCUUAUGGCCGGUAUGAUCUUAUUCAAAAUAGUGAAUCACCAGCCAGUCCUCCUGUAGCUGUUCCUCAUAGCUGGUCACGUGCCAAAUCUGAUAAUGAUAAAAUCUCCAAUGGCUCCAGCAUCAAUUGGCCACCAGAAUUUCAUCCUGGAGUACCAUGGAAAGGAUUACAAAAUAUUGACCCUGAAAAUGAUCCUGAUGUUACCCCUGGAAGUGUUCCUACAGGUCCUACAAUUAACACCACUAUACAGGAUGUCAAUCGCUACUUACUCAAAAGUGGAGGGUCAUCCCCAACAUCAUCUCAGAAUGCCACGCUGCCUUCAUCGAGUGCCUGGCCACUUAGUGCCUCCGGCUACAGUAGCUCUUUCAGCAGCAUUGCAGGUAAAUUGUCAGACAUCAAAUCAACAUGGUCUUCUGGUCCAAUUUCUCACACGCAAGCCUCUUUGUCACAUGAACUUUGGAAGGUUCCCAGGAACACUACAGCUCCUACAAGGCCACCUCCAGGCUUAACAAACACCAAGCCAUCGUCUACCUGGGGUGCCAGCCCAUUGGGUUGGACCAGCUCUUACUCCUCUGGCUCAGCCUGGAGUACUGACAGCUCAGGAAGAACAAGUAGCUGGCUAGUUCUCCGUAACCUCACUCCCCAGAUUGAUGGCUCUACACUGCGUACUCUAUGCUUGCAACAUGGUCCUCUUAUUACAUUCCAUCUGAACCUGACUCAAGGGAAUGCUGUGGUCCGAUACAGUUCCAAGGAGGAAGCAGCAAAGGCUCAGAAGUCUCUGCACAUGUGCGUUUUGGGGAACACUACCAUCUUGGCUGAGUUUGCUGGAGAGGAGGAAGUGAACCGUUUUUUAGCACAAGGCCAGCCACUGCCCCCCACUUCCAGUUGGCAGUCCAACACUGGAACCACUCAGACACGUUUGGGCUCCACAAGCAGUUCUCAUGGCAUGGUGCGCAAUGAUGCAGGCCACUGGAAUACCCCCUGCCUUGGUGGGAAAGGGAGCAGCGAUCUGCUCUGGGGUGGGGUCCCUCAGUAUUCAAGCAGCCUUUGGGGUCCUCCCAGCACCGAUGACGGCAGGGUUAUCGGAAGCCCAACGCCUUUGAAUACUCUGCUCCCAGGGGAUCUUCUCAGCGGGGAAUCCAUCUAGGAUGCCGGAAAAACAAAAUGGAAGUAACAAUCAUCAGCACUAAAGGAAAAAAAAAAAAAAAGAAAUAGCAGUAACCCUUUCCAGUCCAGGGCAGCACGAAGGAUCCAGCUUUAAUAGAUCAGACUGGCAGCCCUUUUUUUAGUACCUCUGUCUCAUCUUGACUAUGAAACUCUGCUGGAGUCCCUUGUGAACUGUUUGCGUUAACAGUAUGGGCUCCCUUUGGUCAGUGUCAUGUGCUAAUGAUAGAUUUUUGUGUGGGUUUUUUUCCAACGGCUUUUUAAUUUUAUUUUUAUGUUUGUAUGGUGUUUUUAAAGACGUAUACAAGCUGCUUAGACUAGUUCUAUCAUGAAGGGCACUUUUCAGAAUUUGGGCUGGAAAGGGUUAUUUUAUCAACUUGGGGGGAGUUGGGGUUGGGAUGAAGGGGAGGUGAGAAAGCCUAUUUAAAAUGAGCCUGUGAUAAUUAUGCACAUUACCAGAGGCGGAUCCAGUAAUCAGUGGGGGUGGGGGAGGGGUGGCAUCUGACCAGCUUGUCAGCAGCUCUUGGGGAACGAAUCUUAAAGCCCCUUGGCUGGAUGACUUGGAUUGAGAGGUGGGGUGGAAUAUCCAGGUCCACUACUCCCGUGGGUCUUGCCUAUGCACAUUACACUUGUUUCAUUACUUUUUGUGUCAUUUUUUUUUAAUUCUCCCCCCAAAUAGUUCAAAGGUCUUUUUUUAAAAAAAAAGAAAGAAAAGAAAUGAAAGAAAGAAAGAAAAAAGAAAGAAAGAAAGAAAAAUUAACAUAUCAAACAUGCAAUUAUACUUGAAUCCAGCAGGCCAAUAACAAAAAUGUGAACACUUUCUAUUAUUACACUUCCAGGUUGGUAUCAGAAAACAAAAGAACAGGCUCUAGGAUUAUUAUUACUUUUGGUUCUUUCUUACAUGUAUGCAUUGGGGACAAGUUGAACUGAUGUAUGAAUGUAUGGAUGUGUGCGUGUGCCAGGUGUACAACUUAACAAAUUGUGUGACCUUUUUUUCCCCCCUUCUUUUUCAGUAUAUGCUUUUGAUUUGCUUAUCGGUCAAAUGUUUAAUUGUUAUUAGCUUCUAACUUUGCACUGAGUGUCCACAGCCCUUCUUGUAGCUACUCCUACUUGUUUUUUUAAAAAUAAAAAUUAAAAAAAAACUGAUAGGAGGGGCUGGCGACAAUUCACGUGUAAAUGUUUACUCAAGGACUCUUACCGCAUUUUAAAAACUUACAGUGUGUAUCUCUGGAGAAUAAUAUGUAUAUCUACCUUUAGCAGCUUUUUAUUGUGGACUAAUGCAAGAAAAUAAUUACCGGAGUAUUGCACCAUUUUUUCCCAUUCGGAAUAUAAAGUU
Messenger RNA from Notechis scutatus (mainland tiger snake), 8790 nucleotides. RefSeq names its product trinucleotide repeat containing adaptor 6C (gene TNRC6C). The record is from RefSeq and is a predicted model, not a curated record. Gene Ontology annotation, biological process: miRNA-mediated post-transcriptional gene silencing; positive regulation of nuclear-transcribed mRNA poly(A) tail shortening. Gene Ontology annotation, cellular component: nucleoplasm; P-body. Gene Ontology annotation, molecular function: RNA binding; protein binding. Lineage: Eukaryota; Metazoa; Chordata; Lepidosauria; Squamata; Elapidae.